Molecule: messenger RNA, 1147 nt
Organism: Thrips palmi
Lineage: Eukaryota; Metazoa; Arthropoda; Insecta; Thysanoptera; Thripidae
Product: vasopressin V1b receptor-like
Exons: 7
Biological process (GO): G protein-coupled receptor signaling pathway
Cellular component (GO): membrane
Molecular function (GO): vasopressin receptor activity; peptide binding
Source: RefSeq, a predicted model, not a curated record
CGUGCUGCUGGUGCUGACGGUGCUGGGCAACGCGGUGGUGCUGCUGGCGCUGUACGCGCGGCGGCGCUGUGGCGGUCGCCGCAAGCUGUCGCGCAUGUUCUACUUCAUCCUGCACCUCAGCGUGGCCGACAUGGUGACCGCCUUCUUCAGCGUGCUGCCGCAGCUCGUCUGGAAGGUGACGUUCCGGUUCCAGGGCGGCAACGUGCUCUGCAAGGUGGUCAAGUUCGGGCAGCCGCUCGGCGUGUACCUCAGCUCCUACGUGCUGACCGCCACGGCGCUGGACCGCUACCGCGCCAUCUGCCACCCGCUCACCUACUGCUCCUGGUCGUCGCGCCGCGCCAAGAUGAUGGUGUACGUGGCCUGGGGCGUGGCCGUCUGCUUCUCGGCGCCGCAGGCCUUCAUCUUCUCCCUGAGGCAGCUGGGCCCCGACGAGUCGGACUGCUGGGCGGACUUCCACCCGGACUGGGGCGUGCGCUCGUACGUCACCUGGUACGCGUGCUCGGUGUUCGUGGUGCCGCUGCUGGUGCUGUCCUUCACGUACUCCAGGAUCACCUGCGAGAUCUGGCGCUGCGCGUCGUCCCGGACGGCCCUCCCCGCCGUGCCCGCCGCGCCCGCCAGGCACGGCCAGCAGGGCAAGGCGGACACGCCGUGCCAACAGGCGCACGCCUAUGCCUACAGGUUCACGACGCGGCGGCAGGGCGUCAGGGCCAGGCCGGGCAGGACGACGGGCAGCUUCGUGGCGGUGCGGGUGCGGUCUGCCACCACGCGCACCAACCCGCUCAUCUCGCGCGCCAAGAUCAACACGGUGAAGCAGUCGGUGCUGGUCAUCAUGCUGUACAUCGUGUGCUCGGGGCCCUUCAUCUGCGCGCAGCUCUGGUCGGCCUGGACCUCGCCGGCCGAGGACGACUACCUCAGCGAGUCCAGCACACUGUACACCAUCCUGACGCUGCUCUUCAGCCUCAACAGCUGCGUCAACCCCUGGAUCUACCUGGCCUUCAACAAGGACCUCACGAGCACGCUGAGGAUGCUGGUGUCCUGCAAGGGCCCCGUGGCGGCCAGCAGCAUGCAGUCGUCGUGCUCCUCGCCGCCCAACGGCGCCGUGCCGCAGCUGGCCGCGCUGGGGCAGGAGCCCGGCAUGCAGGAGCCC